This is a messenger RNA of Erigeron canadensis, 696 nucleotides long. Its product is annotated as antifungal protein ginkbilobin-like protein. The transcript has 2 exons. The coding region runs from base 121 to 540 and encodes 139 amino acids. Lineage: Eukaryota; Viridiplantae; Streptophyta; Magnoliopsida; Asterales; Asteraceae. The record is from RefSeq and is a predicted model, not a curated record. Gene Ontology annotation, cellular component: plasmodesma.
AAGAAGGCCAGAGGACAUUUUUAAAGAUGGAGAAACCAAUAGAUAUAUGGACCAUUUCUAUAUAUCAUUGGAGAUAAAAUACAUUCACAAAGUACUUGCAGAUAAUUCAACAGAUAAAGCAUGAGUUGUCUAAAGAGACUUAUUAUCACCGGAUUGUUUAUCAGGGUAUUUGGAAUUUGCAGAAUUGUAGAAAGUGCUCCGAACACCAACGUGGCAAGUGUUCUUUGUAAUUCAGGCAUUUAUACCAAAGGUGAUCCAUUCACCAUUAGUUUGGCCUAUGUUCUUGAUGAACUACCAAAAGUUACACCUUAUCAACAAGGUUACGACUACAGAAAUAUCUCGCCUUACCCUAAUGCUUUCGCCUAUGGUCAUGCUUCGUGUAAUCAAAACCUUACAAGUAUGGAUUGCAAAACAUGUCUUGAUGCAGCAGAAGUUCAUAUGCUAGACAUCUGCAGCUAUAGGAUUGGUGCCAGAGCAGUUCUUAAUGAUUGUGCUAUUCGAUCAAGAGGAUUCGCUCUGAUUCAGUCAGCAACAAUAUGACUUACAAACUUGUGAUGUUUUAGUUGAAGGAAUCCCUAUUGCUCAGGACCACUAUGAAUUGUAAAUCUUCUCAAAUUAUGUCUCGAGAUUGGCCCUCAACUACACCUGUAAGGCUGUAACUUUCAUCCUCCAGUUGUUCCUUUAAGUUUCUAAUUA